Messenger RNA from Candidula unifasciata, 870 nucleotides. The record is from the annotation of a GenBank genome assembly. Lineage: Eukaryota; Metazoa; Mollusca; Gastropoda; Stylommatophora; Geomitridae.
AUGUGUAUUGCAGGCAUUGACAGUCACUAUAAUGAAGGAAUGUAUGAGCUUCUAAAUUAUCUUUUGUUUGGGUUCUUUGACACUCGAAAAGAUGAAUUAGAGAGGUUGGGAUUUGCUGAUGAAAUUAUUGAGGAUCAUGUGGAAGUUUACUGUAACCCAAUCAACUACAACUGCUUUCUUCCAUAUAUUAGUCACUGGCCUGGCGUGAAGUUUCACUGUCUUACUGAAAGCGAGUAUGAAGGUGGAGGGGAUGCAGCUGAAGAAUUCAAGAUACAUUCAUUUAUUGCCAUGGUUCACAACUGUAAGAUUGUGGGAUUUCCUUACAGUGGCAGAGGACACAGAAUAGAAUUUGAUGUAAUGGGACUUGAGAAAUGGCCAAUCAUUCAAGCAUUUGCUUUGGAUGAUUUUAAUGGUGGUGGUUUCUUUACUUUGGCACAUCAGGCUGUUGAUGUUUCUGAAGAGGUUCAUCUUCUUGUUGACUGCAUGGAUCCUGUUUCAGUAGAGAUGCUUUUAACUGAGCAUUAUCCACUUAUGGUGCGGCACUGGGAUAACAUGAUGAAGUGUGUGCAGAUGAUACUAGAAUCUUCAUCACCUGUCAUAGAUCACAAAAAAGUAUCUGAGCCGCUGAUGAGCUAUUUUAACCAUGGACUGGUUGGACAUAAAAGAAGCAUGGGAAUGGUGCCUUUUGUUGUAUUUGGACCAGACAGUGAGAAAGCAAAGCUACAAACAGUUUUUCAGGGAAAGAAUGUUGAGUUGUCAGACUUGGCCUUGAACUCUGAACAUGCAAGUCAAGUGAUAUGUCAAGUUGUCUCCCCUCACCACCCACUUGUGUGCACUAGAACAUACUUUUUCUGUGGCCAUCCAUAUUCA